UGCUCUCAGUCCCCAUCCGGCAAAUUUGAGCCCAUAGCCCACCCGCAGCAGGGAAUUCUUCCCGUCCAUGGCCAUGAGGGUCGACUCGGCAAUCCUCGCCGUCGUCGUCGCCUUCCUCCUCCCCCUCCGCCUGCUCUCCCUCUUCGCCCGCCUGAAAUCCUCCGGUAGCGCAGGCGAUCUCUGCCGAUCCUGCACCGCCCUCGCCAUCGCGGCCGCGCUCCUUGCCACCUUCUUCGCCCUACCCCGCUACGACGGCGGUCGCACGGGGCAGUGCACCGCCCCCGUUGGUUUCGCUUGGGAGGAGGGUACCGGCCGAGAGGUUCGGUUGGAAAUCGAGCAGCUGAAGCUGCAGCUCAACCGAUUGGAAUCAUUAUGGGAAAACAAUUCAAAAGCACCAGAUGACAAAGGUGAUGCUUCAGAGGAAGAUGCCGAGUUUGUGAAAGCGAUGGGACUGGACAUUCAGGCUCUGAUCAAGGAACAAGAAAACAUCAAGGAAUCAUUAUGGAGUUCUGGCGGUACUAUCAAAUCAGUCGAAAAUGAGGUACGAAUUCUGGCGGCAGAAUCCAGAAAGAUGAACUCUGAUAUUUACAAUGUGUGGUCAUUGGCCAACGAUACAGAGAAAACGGUUGAAGCUCUACAUUCAGAUGUCCAAAAGGCUCAAAUUAUAAUGGAUGAAUCAAGGAAGAUGAACUCUAAUGCUCACCAGAUAUGGUCAUUGGCAAAGGAUACAGCAAAAAAGGUCGAAUCUCUGUAUACAGAUGUUGCAAAGGUUCAAAGUGUAAUUGAUAUAUCAAAGAUGGAAUCUAAUAUACACAAAGCGUGGUCUUAUGCAAAGCAGACAGAGAAGAGGGUUGAAGAUAUAUAUUCAGAUGUCAAAAAGGGCUUCAAGAAGAAGGCCUGGAUGAGCUGAUUGCGCCGUCGACUUGAUGGGCUAGCAUUGGCCUGGGCAUGGAGUAAUGGAGUAGAGAAGCCACCCGGCCUUGCGUCUGCGAACCUGUAAUGCUCCUUGAUAUUGUAUGACACGUUUACGGUUGUGUCGUGCGUGUUGUGGACAUGAUCUUGCUGUGUUUCUGAUCUGACUCGCUUCCUGUUUCUGUGUCGUCAUGGUAAUGUAUAUAUUGAUGAUGUACGGCGUUAAUGCAAUAACAUGCGACUUUCAGGACUCCG
Molecule: messenger RNA, 1167 nt
Organism: Triticum dicoccoides
Lineage: Eukaryota; Viridiplantae; Streptophyta; Magnoliopsida; Poales; Poaceae
Exons: 7
Coding region: 68-910 (280 amino acids)
Source: RefSeq, a predicted model, not a curated record